Messenger RNA from Penaeus vannamei (Pacific white shrimp), 532 nucleotides. RefSeq lists its product as uncharacterized. Gene Ontology annotation, cellular component: membrane. Gene Ontology annotation, molecular function: protein binding. The record is from RefSeq and is a predicted model, not a curated record. NCBI's taxonomy places the organism in Eukaryota, Metazoa, Arthropoda, Malacostraca, Decapoda, Penaeidae.
CAGGAGUAAUGUGCCGGACGCGCCACUCCAAGUGCUCGGGCCGAGAAUUCCCUUGCAGUGACGGAAGGGGCUGUGUGGCACGUCCCCUCGUCUGCGAUGACGGUUUUCACUGCCCGGACGGAAGUGAUGAGAAGGAGGAGCUUUGUGAGGACGUAGGCGUGAUCAGGCUGAAGGAAAGUCACAGACGCCUCGAGGUGCUCGGAAUGGUGGCUGGCGCGGUGGAGGUGAAGCGGCGGGGCGUCUGGGCCGCCGUGUGUGGCUUCAUCGCGAUCAGCGAUGCCAAGGUACUGUGCAGGAGUCUGGGCUACAGUAGCGGCUGAACUAUGCCGCUGUACAGGGCCUACCUGGGAGGAGGCUACAGCGCCCAUCCUGUCGCUGCCGAAGUGAGAGGGACACGAGGUGUGGCUCGGCGAGUGCCCUGGCGAGGCGUGGGGCGAGCAGCGCUGUCCGGUCGGCAGCGACCUGGGUCUCCUGUGCUCGCUGGGGGUCAGGGCGCCAAUCGAGUGCUUACAUUCAGCUCAUUUCUGAUGAC